UGUAGAUCUAGAUUUAUAUAAAAACCCUAUAGUCGGUAGGGUGAAAACGUUUCAGCCAGUGUUCAGUGCUGUGAGCCAAGCUGUGAGCCAAGCUGUGAGCCAAGUGGUGAGCCAAGUGGUGAGCCCGGCUGAGGAGAGAGGAAGCACCAUGAGCCAGGGGAACCGUAAACGUAAAGGAGCAAACGACGGCUCGGGCCUGCCGCUCCCACCUCGCUGGCUGCACUGCCCACGGAAAGGGCAAGUUAUCCAAGACAAGUUCCUCCCCUUCAAGACCCCGCUGGACUCCAAGUAUGACGACCAGGUCCCAGAAGAGAACCGCUUCAACCUGGGAAUGUUGUUCAACUUCAUGAAAAUGUCCAGGGUGAGUUCACCAGUGGGUCCGUUCACCAGUUGGUCCUUUCAUCAGUUGGUCCGUUCACCAGUUGGUCCUUUCAUCAGUUGGUCAGUUCACCAGUUGGUUCGUUCACCAGUUGGUCCUUUCAUCAGUUGGUCCGUUCACCAGUUGGUCCGCUCACCAGUUGGUCCGUUCACCAGUUGGUCCGUUCACCGGUGGGUCAGUUCACCAGUUGGUCCGUUCACCAGUUGGUCCGUUCACCGGUGGGUCAGUUCACCAGUUGGUCAGUUCACCAGUUGGUCUGUUCACCAGUUGGUCCGUUCACCAGUUGGUCUGUUCACCAGUUGGUGAGUGAACACGUGGUAU
This is a messenger RNA of Aplysia californica (California sea hare), 700 nucleotides long. RefSeq lists its product as uncharacterized. The transcript has 3 exons. NCBI's taxonomy places the organism in Eukaryota, Metazoa, Mollusca, Gastropoda, Aplysiida, Aplysiidae. The record is from RefSeq and is a predicted model, not a curated record. Bases 149 to 685 code for a protein of 178 amino acids. Gene Ontology annotation, biological process: 7-methylguanosine mRNA capping. Gene Ontology annotation, molecular function: mRNA guanylyltransferase activity.